CUGAGCGGAAGGAUGCGUCAGGCGCCACGUCUGCAGCCGCGGCCACCAGAGCGAAGUGAGAGGUAACGAGCGGCGGAGGGAGACACGGUCCGUGCGUGAUACGGCGCUGUUACUGCAGAGAAUCCGCGGGAGACGGGAGAACUACCGGUGAGUGACGGCACCAUGAACCACAUAGAGAAGACAGAAGAAGACGUCCCUGCAUAUCUACGGGAGGAGACGCCUGAGGCCGCAGUUAAAGACCACCCUCAAGCCCAGCCCGGCAUGAUUUCCCGUGUAACAGGGGGCAUCUUCAGCAUAACCAAAGGCGCCGUUGGCGCCACCAUAGGCGGCGUCGCCUGGAUCGGAGGCAAGAGUUACGAAGUGACAAAAACGGCGGUCACGUCAGUGCCCAGCAUAGGAGUCGGCAUCGUAAAAGGCGGAGUGUCGGCGGUCACUGGGGGCGUCUCUGCCGUUGGCUCUGUGGUCUCCAGUAAGGUCUCUGGCAAGAAGAAGGACAAAUCUGACUGAGCCUAUAUAUAUAUAUGUAUAGAUAUGAUUCUUUUUCUUACGAGGACUGACCCGGCAGUGAUUUGGUGGCUGCAGAACAGUCGAGCGAUGAGCACACCACUUGUUUCUGCAGCGCCGGCGCGGUCCAUCCAGCGAGCAGAUGGGACCGCAGCAGUGAACACGGACUAUGAAGGGGUUCAUUGAAACUGCAGAGCAAAUGUUACGUUUUAUUACACCAAAUCAUGUGUUUCCAUUGUGUUUUUUUUUUUUUCUUUUUUUCU
Messenger RNA from Hyla sarda, 767 nucleotides. It is a transcript of the gene TMEM263, whose product is annotated as transmembrane protein 263. NCBI's taxonomy places the organism in Eukaryota, Metazoa, Chordata, Amphibia, Anura, Hylidae. The transcript is spliced from 3 exons. The coding region runs from base 163 to 507 and encodes 114 amino acids. The record is from RefSeq and is a predicted model, not a curated record.